ACUGAAGAUGGCGACCUCCCUGAUCUGCGGCCGUCUGGCGGCUGGUCUCCGAAACUCCGGGGCCCGGGGCGCCCUGAGCUCCGCCACAAAGAUUGUGGGCGGUUCGGCGGGCGUCCUGGCUCAGUGCUGCCCCCCUCAGCCUCCUCACUGUCAGCAGCAGCAGAGGGCGCUGUCUCUACACGAGUACAUGAGCAUCGGGCUCCUGAAGGAGGCCGGGAUCUCUGUCCCCGAAGGGAAAGUGGCCAGCUCCUCAGAGGAGGCCUACGCCGUCGCCAAGGAGAUCGGCUCUAAGGAUCUGGUGGUGAAGGCUCAGGUUUUGGCUGGAGGUCGAGGCAAAGGCACAUUUGAGGGAGGACUUAAAGGCGGAGUCAAGAUCGUCUACUCGCCGGAGGAGGCGCGGGACAUCUCCUCUCAGAUGAUUGGUCGAAAGCUGUACACGAAGCAGACUGGGGAGGCGGGGCGCAUCUGUAACCAGGUGUUUAUCUGUGAGCGGCGCUACCCACGGAGAGAGUACUACUUUGCUAUCACCAUGGAGAGGUCCUACCAGGGCCCCGUGCUGAUCGGCAGCUCUCAAGGCGGCGUGAACAUCGAAGACGUCGCGGCCGAAAACCCCGACGCCAUCGUCAAAGAGCCGAUCGACAUCGUGGAGGGGAUCAAAAUGGAGCAGGCCGUGAGGGUGGCGGAGAAGAUGGGGUUCCCCGCGGCUCUGGUGAAGGAAGCGGCAGAAAACAUGAUCAAACUGUACAACCUGUUCAUCCAGUACGACGCGUCCAUGGUGGAGAUCAACCCCAUGGUGGAGGACUCCUCUGGCAUCGUCAUGUGCAUGGAUGCCAAGAUAAACUUUGACCCAAACGCGUCGUAUCGUCAGGACAAAGUGUUUGCUCUGAGGGACUGGAGCCAGGAGGACCCCCGGGACCGACAGGCGGCCAAGGCGGACCUCAACUACAUCGGGCUGGACGGGACCAUCGGCUGCCUAGUUAAUGGGGCGGGACUUGCUAUGGCAACUAUGGACAUUAUAAAGCUCCAUGGUGGAACCCCGGCCAACUUCCUGGAUGUGGGGGGCGGAGCUACAGCGCAUCAGGUGACCGAGGCGUUCAAACUGAUCACCUCGGACAGAAAGGUUCAGGCGAUUCUGGUGAAUAUUUUUGGAGGAAUCAUGAGGUGUGAUGUCAUCGCUCAGGGCAUCAUCAUGGCCGUGAGGGACCUGGACCUCAAGAUCCCCAUCGUAGUCCGGUUACAAGGGACCCGUGUGGACGAUGCUAAAGCUCUGAUCGCUGCCAGUCCUCUGAAGAUCUUGGCCUGUGACGACCUCGAUGAAGCUGCUAAAAUGGUUGUGAAACUUUCUGAAAUCGUGUCUUUGGCGAAGGAAGCUCAAGUCGACAUCACCUUCCAACUGCCCAUUUAAAGCACUCCACCUGUGUCGUCCUCCUCCUCUGUAGCUGCCUCACCUGUCGCCCCUGUCGCACCUGUCGCCCCUGUCGCACCUGUCGCACCUGUCGCACCUGUCGCACCUGUCGCACCUGUCGCCCUGCCUACAGAACAGAGUCUAUGGACAGAAAAACACAAAACCAUCACAGCUUCACAGUUUCAGGCGGUGCAAAGAAAACCUGCUCGAGUUAAAACGACUUUAAACUUCAGUCCUACUUUAUAAAGUUAAUGCGCCUCAGAACAGAGACUUAAUGAACCACUCGCUCAUUAUGAAUUAAUUAAGAACGGUCCAGGUUCAGCGACGCUUAAAGAGCUCGUGUUUGCUUCAUUCUCACAUGUUUAACACACAAACCUGCAGAUUUCGCCCGAGUUGAGUUCGCUCAAACAGAAAACACUCCGUUCCACCUUGUGAUGUCAUGUGGUGAUACAGGAAGUGCUCCGCCGUGUUGAGGUAACGACAUUAUAACGCGGCUCAAGUGCGUUUUGUGCGAUCUAGGAGCUUUAAGAGGUUUUGUUGAGGGUCGGGUUAUUACUGGUGAAUAAGCCGGAGUCAUUCUUUAAUAAACUGUUUGUUCAUGAUGAAUAAAGCCUUUGUUCACACUUUAAUGAGGCUGAUUAAAGUGUUAAGGACAUUUUAAUCUUGUUUUUUGAGUAGUUUUGACACGUCUAAAUCACUUUACUUACAGACUGAAAUACAAAUUUUUAUUAUUAAGUUACUGUACGUGUCAAACUCAAGGCCCGGGGGCGAAAUCUGGUCCACCGUGUCAUUUUAUGUGGCCGCGUCAAGGUAAAUUAAAAUGUGUAACUAUCUUAAAAUGUCAGUUUAUCAGGAGAUAUUCAGUUAGUCUUUUUUUUUUUUUCAAAAUUUGAUUCAAAUCGGAGCAAAUCUUUAUUUAAAACCGACAAUUUUUCUGUUAAACUUUCUUGACUCUAGACUUAAGAAGUAAAUUAUUAAAAAUGUGUCAAAACUUCUCCAAAAAUGUCUCAGUUUAAGUCUUUUAAAGUCGUGCUGAGGUUGUUUUUGUCCUUUUUUUUUUCUCGGCGUCUCUCCAUCCAAAUGUACUGAGUCAAAACGCACAAUUUGUUUAUUUAAGCAGCUCCUCUUCCACCAGUACACUCAAAAACAGCGCCCCCCAGUGACUGUACUCUAUAUAAACCCAUGUCUGUGUUAUUUUAAUGUUAUUAGAGAUUUACUGAAUAAAAUGUUUUCGCCAUUU
Periophthalmus magnuspinnatus is the source of this 2645-nucleotide messenger RNA. RefSeq names its product succinate-CoA ligase ADP-forming subunit beta (gene sucla2). The transcript is spliced from 11 exons. Gene Ontology annotation, cellular component: succinate-CoA ligase complex; mitochondrion. The coding region runs from base 8 to 1405 and encodes 465 amino acids. The record is from RefSeq and is a predicted model, not a curated record. Gene Ontology annotation, molecular function: ATP binding; succinate-CoA ligase (ADP-forming) activity; metal ion binding. Lineage: Eukaryota; Metazoa; Chordata; Actinopteri; Gobiiformes; Gobiidae. Gene Ontology annotation, biological process: tricarboxylic acid cycle; succinyl-CoA metabolic process.